Medicago truncatula (barrel medic) is the source of this 1794-nucleotide messenger RNA. Its product is annotated as transcription factor-like protein DPB. The coding region runs from base 297 to 1331 and encodes 344 amino acids. Gene Ontology annotation, cellular component: nucleus; transcription regulator complex. The record is from RefSeq and is a predicted model, not a curated record. Lineage: Eukaryota; Viridiplantae; Streptophyta; Magnoliopsida; Fabales; Fabaceae. Gene Ontology annotation, biological process: regulation of cell cycle; regulation of transcription by RNA polymerase II. The transcript has 9 exons. Gene Ontology annotation, molecular function: DNA-binding transcription factor activity, RNA polymerase II-specific; RNA polymerase II transcription regulatory region sequence-specific DNA binding.
ACACUUUAAACCUUGAGUAGGGAUACUAGGGAUUGGAGAAUUUAGGAGUACCGCAUUCGUAUUUCGUGCUGCUACUCAACAAACAAACCCCGCUCUCCCCUCAAUCAGAUCUACUUUUUCCCUCACCGGUAACCACCAUCCCUCACCGCCGUACUUUCCCGCCCUUUCCCUUCUUCAAUUUCAUUUUCGCAAUUCUUUCAUUUUUCACAUCCUACAACUCAAAUUCUCCCUCUGCACUCGAUCAUUUCACCUCAGAAAACGAAACUACAACUGAAUUAGGGUUUUGUUGCCAAACGAUGGGAACAAGAUCGCAGCAAUCGUGUGUCGACGAAGAUGAGGAGGAAUUUAUCGGUUGUGGAACUACGAUUUCGGGACAAUCAGGCUCAACCAGCAGGAGUGCCGGCGGGUUAGCGUCUAGCCGAAGCGAGCAGACGAUUGGGACAGCCGCCGGUGAUAACACUGCUCUCAGAUUGAAUCAUCUUGAUAUACAGGAUGAUGAUGCUGCUUCCCAAGGAGUAGUUGCUAGCAAGAAGAAAAAGAGAGGCCAACAACGAGCUACCGGAGGUGAUAAAAGUGGAAGAGGGCUUCGCCAAUUUAGCAUGAAAGUGUGUGAGAAGGUAGAAAGUAAAGGAAGAACAACUUACAAUGAGGUGGCAGAUGAACUUGUGGCUGAAUUUGCUGAUCCAAUCAACAGUGUUUUGACCCCCGAUAAGCAACAAUAUGAUGAGAAAAACAUUCGUCGAAGGGUCUAUGAUGCUCUGAAUGUUCUCAUGGCAAUGGAUAUUAUUUCUAAGGAUAAAAAGGAAAUUCAAUGGAAGGGUCUUCCUCGUACUAGUCUGAAUGAUAUUGAAGAGCUAAAGACAGAGCGUCUUGGGCUCAGGAAUAGAAUUGAAAGGAAAUCAUCCUAUUUGCAGGAGCUAGAGGAACAAUUUGUAGGUCUUCAGAACCUUGUUAAACGAAAUGAACAAUUAUAUAGCUCUGGAAAUCCUCCCAGUGGAGGUGUAUCUUUACCCUUUAUUCUGGUACAGACACGUCCUCAUGCAACUGUUGAAGUGGAAAUAUCAGAAGACAUGCAGCUUGUUCAUUUUGAUUUUAAUAGUACUCCUUUUGAGUUGCAUGAUGACAAUUAUGUGCUCAAGGCAAUGGAAUUUGGUGAUAGAACACAGAGUGAUAUUGUUACACACAAUGUUACAGAUGGAGGGGAAGGUUCUAGCAUGUCAGGCAUGCAUCAGUCACAGGUUCCUCCUUCAGCUUCAAGCGUGUCAACUAGACCUCCAACAUCACCUCCACUCCCUGGAAUAUUAAAAGCAAGAGUCAAACAAGAGCAUUGAUCUGCAAGAUUAUGAUAUCGUCGUACCCUAAUUAAGCAUGUCUGUACAUUCUGUAAAGAAAUUUUCCCAAUUAAUAUACCUUCGUGAUUGUUAGCUAUCAAUACAGACAAGUCAUUUGGUAGGUCAGCAGCAGAGUGGUUUGUUUGCCUCUUUAUUGUUUAGGUUAGACUCUUUUACUACCAUCCAUCAUUUACUACCUUAGCAGAUUUUUUUUCUCCACAUUUUUUGUGGUAACUUUUCCUGCAUUGUAGCUAGAGAGAUAAGAGAUCAUGGAAUGGAGUCCAACAACAUAGGAUUAAUUUCAGAUUUCCCCGAUUUACAGUGUAAUUUGUAAAGUUUUUCAACUUAUGUGGAUAUUAGUUGUGGUAUUUUGACCAAUGCAUCUUGUUUUGUAUCGUUUGAUAGGGUCCUUGUGAGGCUCUCUGUGGUUUCUUUCAACUUCAAUGGAAAUUUUGUUACCUGA